Messenger RNA from Otolemur garnettii (small-eared galago), 966 nucleotides. RefSeq names its product BCL2 associated agonist of cell death (gene BAD). The coding region runs from base 89 to 589 and encodes 166 amino acids. Lineage: Eukaryota; Metazoa; Chordata; Mammalia; Primates; Galagidae. Gene Ontology annotation, biological process: apoptotic process. The transcript has 4 exons. The record is from RefSeq and is a predicted model, not a curated record.
UCAGGUAACUAGGGCUGGGCGCCCUGAGUACCAGAGGGAGGCGGCGGACCCGGGUCAGGGGCCUCGAGAUCGGGCUUGGGCCCAGAGCAUGUUCCAGAUCCCAGAGUUUGAGCCGAGUGAGCAGGAAGACUCCAGCUCCUCAGAUAGGGGCCUGGGCCCCAGCCCCUCAGGGGACCAGCCCCUAGGCCCCGGCAAGAACCGCUGCACGACUCCAAGUCUCCUGGGGGACGCCAGUCACCUGCAGGGGCAGCCGGCCAGCAACACCCACCAUGGAGGACCUGGGGCAGUGGAGACCCGGAGUCGCCACAGCUCGUACCCGGCAGGGACAGAGGAGGAUGAAGGGAUUGAAGAGCCCAGCCCCUUCCGGGGCCGCUCACGCUCGGCGCCCCCCAACCUCUGGGCUGCACAGCGCUAUGGCCGCGAACUCCGGAGGAUGAGUGACGAGUUCGAAGACUCCUUCAAGGGACUUCCUCGCCCGAAGAGCGCAGGCACAGCGACACAGAUGCGACAGAGCUCCAGCUGGACGCGUGUCAUUCAGUCCUGGUGGGAUCGGAACGUGGGCAGGGGAGGUUCCGCCCCCUGCCAGUGACCUUCGGCCUUGAGGCUCUGCCCCCUCCAGAUCCUUUGGCGGCCAUCUUGGGUAUGGGCGGAAGUUUUUCCGCAAGUUUUAUGCAAAAGAGGAUCCUUUCUUUUUCGGAUAGAAAUGGUGUGACCCAGAUUCCCUUUCGGUGCGUGCGAGAGCCACGAAAGGUUCGGCCCAUCGGAAGUUUCUAAGUUUUUUCCGCUCAAAGCCGCAGGAAGUGGCUCCGAGGCCCCGCCCUCCGGCGCUAGGCUGCCCCGGGGCACUUGCGCUCAGUUGUGAGCUGGUAUUAACCGUUGCCUCACCAGAGCCGGUUCCUCUGCGGUGCCCUGUGGACUGAAGCUCGUGGGUAAACGUGAUAAUAAAGCCCGCGUCUGUGCCGUCGA